AUGGUAGAUGUGAUAACAAAAAACGAGGCGGAAGAAUUUGAAGAUGGCGAAUUGCCAGAAGACGGUGAAAUAUGCGACGAUGAGGAUGAGGAACAAAUAAAUACUCAAGGUAUGGACAAAAAACUAAAACUUUGAAAACAGCUCAAAAACCCCACAAAAAGAUUUUCCAUGAAUUUUAAAUCUAAAAACUUCCCUCUCAAAAUUUGACUGCGUAUCUAUCUAAAGUUGGCUGAGUAUCAAAUCCCCAAUUUUCUUUAGUGUCCAAGCAAUCACCACUUCCGCAUUCUUCAACAUCCGAAGCUACCGUAUCGUCAUCCGGAUCUCAACGCGAAAAUCGAGAGCGCGAACGUGGAGAUCGCGAGAGAGAACGUGAAAAGGAGAGAGAUAGAGAAAGAGAGAGAAAUGGUCGGGAUAGACGAAAUCGACGGUCUGAUGAACAGGUGAGAGAGUGAGAGACGCAGAGAAAAAUUAAAUGUGAUAAAAUUAAGGUACAUCGAGAUUUGGAUCCUUUUGGACCGGGAAAAGAAGAGAUGGAUUAUGAGGGAAAUGAUAAUGGAACUGGAGGUUACGGUAAUCAAAGCGCUGCUGGACCCGAAGAAUAUAAUGACGUGGAUUAUAGAGUUAAUCGAAGGUAUGAUUUUGAACUGAAACUGGACUGGAAAAUCUUGAAAAAUUCUGAAAAUUGCUGAAUUUCCAGCCAAAUUUUGAGAUUUUGUUGAAAUUUUAUAUCGAAAUGAUCAGGACCUGAAAAUCCCCAAGUUUUCAGCCAGAUCUCAUGAUUUAGCUGAAAAUUUGUGAAAUUUCAGAUUUUUCAAGUCCUGGGGAUCAAUUUGAUGCUGAAUUCAAUAGAAUUUCAAAUUUUUCAUGAAAUUUUAUGUCAAAAUGUUUCCCGAGGCCUGAAAAAUCUGAAAACUCGCAAGUUUCCAGCCAAAUCUCAGGAUUUUGCUGAAAUUUUGUGAAGUUUGAGAUUUUUCAGGUCCUGGGGAACAUUUUGAUGCAUAAUUCAACAGAAUUUCAAGUUUUUCAUUAAAUUUUAUAUAAAAAUGUUUCUGAUGACCUGAAAAAUCAGAAAACUCGCAAAUUUUCAGCCAAAUCUCAUGAUUUAGCUAAAAAUUUGGGAAAUUUCAGAUUUUUCAGGUCCUGGGGAACAUUUUGAUGCAAAAUUCAACAGAAUUUUUCAUGAAAUUUUAUAUCACAAUGUUCACAAGUAUCUGAAAAAUUAGUAAAAUUCAGCUGAAAAUCAGGGAUUAGAAAAAAUUUCCCAAAAAAUUCCAAAUUUUUCAGGUCCCAGAGAAUAUUUUGAUGCACAAUACUAUUGAAAUAUUUAGAAAAAAAAAUCGAAAUUGUUUUUGUCAACAUUUUUAAAAUGAAAAAAUCUAUUUGAAAAUUUUUAUAAGUAUUUCAAAACGUGAUCUACUUCAAAAAUUCUCAUUUUUCCAAAAAAAUUCCAAAUUUUCCAGACGUCGCCACUCUCCAAUGGCGGCCUCCUCUUCCUCCGCCGACUCCCCACCACACUAUUCCCAAUAUCCCGCCAAACGUCCCGCUCCCCACCACAACUCCUACUACAAUUCCCGGCCAGCCAGUUAUCGCGGUGGACUGGGAGGUGCGGGCGCCCAUCCAAGCACCCGCUACCCACCACAAACCACUCCACGCUUCAACACCGAGAAACAAAUCUGCAAAUUUUUCCGGGAAGGAUAUUGUCGAGACGGCGAUCGAUGUUGUUAUUCACAUAAUACCGAAGAUUCGUUGAGACGCCCGAUUUUAUGCAAUUUUUAUGCGAAUAGUUAUUGUAAGAAGGGACUUCAGUGUCUAAUGUUACAUGGAGAAUAUCCUUGCAAAUCAUUCAAUCAAAAUAAUGGAGUUUGUGAUAAUUUGGAACAAUGCAAGUAUUCUCAUCUUCCAUUGACUGAAUAUACUCGACCACUUUAUGAGGCUAGCCUUUCUGAAGAUCAUCCAUUAUCCCAUCCACCUUAUCGACCACUUCCACCGCCUCCACCAAAUCCAGCGGCAAUGGCACCAAUGCCUUCGAGAAGGAAGGUGUUGUUACCGGGAGGACCGGCGAAUCUGCAGGCUUCACCUCCUUCUGCGAUACAUGCGGCGAUUCCGCAAUCAAUUAAUGGUGGACAACUUCCACCACCUUCAAUUGUUGUGCCGACGAAAUAUCCGACCACUGGAUUUUUCAAUUCUGGAUUGCCGCCGGUUAGAAAUAUCGAGCCGCCAAGGCCGGUGAUUUCGGAGAUUUUGCAGCCACAACCGAUGCCCGUGCAGCCGAAACCGCAACAGGCUUUUAAUAUUGAGGUGCGUUUUUUGGAAGAUCAUAUAAAAACUGUUGAAAAUCCUGAAAUUUGGUUGAAAAUUCAUGAAUUUUCAGACCCUAGGAAACAUUUUGAUAUAAAAUUUCAUAAAAAUCUGAAAAUUUAAAAAAUUUUUAUAUCAAAAUUUUCCCCAAGGCCUGAAAAAUUUGAAAAUUCAUAAAUUUUCAGCCGAAUUCAGGAUUCUGCUGAAAAUUUAGGGAUUUUCAGAUUUUUCAGGUCCCAGGGAACAUUUUGAUGUAAAAUUUCAUGAAAAUCUGCAAAUUCUAACAAUUUUUAUAUCAAAUUAUUCCCCAAGACCUAAAAAACCCGGAAAUCCCCGAAUUUCAGAAUUCAGUUGAAAAUUUAGGGAUUUUGAGAUUUUUUCAGGUCCUAUGGAAUUAUUUGAUAUGAAAAUUCAAACAAAUCUGAAAAUUUCAACAAUUUUUAUAUCAAAAUAUUCCCCGAGACCUGAAAAAUCUGAAAUUCAUAAAUUCUCAGCUCAGAAGUUUGCUAAAACUUUGUGAAUUUUCAUAUUUUUCAGAUCCUUGUGAACAUUUUGAAAUAAAAUUUCAUGAAAAUCUAAAAAUUUCAACAAUUUUUAUAUCCAAUUAUUCCCCAAGACUUGCAAAACCUGAAAAUUUCAAUUUUCUAUAAGAAAGAGAAAAUUGCUCACAUUUUUUGGAUAAUUAAUUUAGUUAAAAAAUCUGGUUAAUUUUUACAAAAUUAAGAAAUGCCAAAUGAAUUUUAAAAAUAAAAAACCUCCCAUCAAAAUUUCAAAGGUCACGUUUCCCUUCCAAAUUAUUUUCGAAUUUUUAUUUUCAUUUCCAAAAUCACAAAUUUUGCAGGACAUGCUCAACAAAUUAGCCAGUGGCAGUUCUCUAACCGAAGAUGAUUCUCCAGCUUCUCCACCUCCACUUUUCCCACCAGUUUCCUCAACUUCUUCAAUAUCAAUUCUACCAACAUCGUCUUUUUCAACUUCAAAUCGUCUAGUCACCUGGCGACUUAUCAAAUGUAUCCGCCCUGCAGCUUAUUCCGGAGUUGAAAAUAUCGAAUUACUCGCUUCGAAUGAUCCGCGGAAAGCUCGCGCACUUUCCGCACAAUUUGACGCGUUUUCAAAUCGACUUUGCUCUUCGAAUUCGAACUCUUCUGCUGGCGGGGAUCCAAGACUUCCGCAAAGUUUGAUGAAAAAAAUUGACGAAAAUGUGACGUCAUCAUGGAUGCCGCAAAUGUCUUGA
Molecule: messenger RNA, 3529 nt
Organism: Caenorhabditis angaria
Lineage: Eukaryota; Metazoa; Nematoda; Chromadorea; Rhabditida; Rhabditidae
Source: the annotation of a GenBank genome assembly